Molecule: messenger RNA, 683 nt
Organism: Diceros bicornis minor
Lineage: Eukaryota; Metazoa; Chordata; Mammalia; Perissodactyla; Rhinocerotidae
Product: UL16-binding protein 1-like
Exons: 3
Coding region: 107-649 (180 amino acids)
Biological process (GO): immune response; positive regulation of T cell mediated cytotoxicity; antigen processing and presentation of endogenous peptide antigen via MHC class Ib
Cellular component (GO): external side of plasma membrane
Source: RefSeq, a predicted model, not a curated record
UUUUUCCUUCACAGAGGCUCAUAGUCUUUGCUAUGAGUUCACCAUCAGUCCGAAACCCAAACCAGGACAACCCUGGUGUAUACUUCAAGGCAAGGUCAACGGAGACAUGUUUCUGCACUACCACUGUGGUGGCGAGAAGUUCGAACCCGAAGGUCGUCUGGGGAUGAAGGUGAACACUACAGAGGCCUGGGGGAGACAGUCAGAAGCUCUGAAAGAGCUGGUGGAAGAGCUCAGAAAGAAACUCCUUGAGGUGGAACGAGAGAUUUCCACAACCAGCGAUCCUCUCACCCUGCAGGGCAGGAUGACGUGUCCCUGUAAAGCCAAUGGAGGGAGCAGCAGAUGCUGGCAUUUUGACGUGUGUGACUCAGAGAACAGUCACUGUACAGUGGUUGAUGCUGGAGAGAGACUGCUAAAAGAGACAUUGGACAAUGACAAUGAUAUAACCAUGUUCCUCAUGAAAGUUUCAAAUGGAGACUGUAAGAAGUGGCUUGAAGAAUUUUUGUUGCACUGGGAGAGAAUGCUGGAGACAACAGCAUCACCAACCACGGGCCCGGCUACAGCCCAAUCCAGGGCCCCGGCCACCACUCCCAUCACCUGGAUCCUCCUGGUGACCCUCACCUGCUCUCUUCUCCUCGGCAUCCUAGGCUGAGUCCUUCACAGUAACAGGUACUGAGAGCAGAUUG